GUUAUGAAAUCUUUAACAUAUAUAAAGAGUUCGAACAAUAGUUAUUGAAUCCGGUGAACUCAUAUCUUACCCUCUAAAUCCACCCCCGUUAAAAAGAAGGUCAAAAGUAAGAUUCCUAUCAUGGUGUUUAGGUAAUUUUGAAGAGAAAAAAGCAGAUCAUUUAGUGGUUAAAGAAGAAAAAAGUUUCCAAAAGAAAUGAUGUUUUCUCCUUCCAUUGUUAGUUGAUGAUUCUGCCUCCAACUAUAUUAUUACUUUCCAUUUUAGAUUCUCACACAGCCAAACAGUUUUAUAGAGAGACAUAACACAUUCUGUUCCUUUUUUCAUUCCACAUUUACAUUCACAAUCACACAAAAUCCUCCUUCUCCAUCCUAGUCUUGAGUCGAGAGAUUAUCCUUUGGAUCGUUACUACGCUCCUGUCCCAAAAAGAAGUGUUGAUUUCAAUCAGGUCAUUUUACAGCCCCAUCCUGUUUAAGGACAAAUGGAUAGUGAAUCAUCAUAAUCGAGCAGCUCAUUCUCUAUAGAUUCUGAAAACAAUAAGUACGUAAACAACACCAAUAAAUAUUGUCACACCGGUUACAAGAAUAGGUAUUAGUGGUUCUUGAGAAAAUGUCAGAGCUGAGACCUCAGUUUUUUCUUAUUCUCAUGUCAAAAUUCUUCUACUUAUGUUCUUUCAUUCUCUCUCACCCUCUCUACUUCUCCUACUUCAUUUUCUUCUCUCCUUACAUUAUUAAACUCCUUUCAUUCCUCUCUCCUCUCUUCAUUACAACUACCCUUUUGCUCCUUGCCCUUUUUACCAUAUCUCCAAGUCUCAUUCUCCACAACAACGCGAAAGGAUUAACACGGAAGGAUGAUGAACUCGACGUGUCAGAGGAAUUUGAAGCCUACAAAAUCGUGUUUGGCGCGUCCAUAAUUGAUGAUCAAGAAAACUCUGUUGAGUUCUUGGACUGUGCAUCAGCUGAGGAAAGUGAAUCCCCAAUUCUUGAUCAUGAUAAAAAUCAGUCUUUAACUGAUAAAUUGGGAGAAAAUUCAGCUGAAAUGGAGUCUACUACUAAGCAUGUCAUAGAGGAGAAGACAUUGGAAAAUUUCUUCAAAGAAGUGGAUGAGUUUGAAAACACCACUUGGAGUGAUAAUGUGGAAGUGAAGAAAGUUGAUAAAAUCAUUGAAAAACAAGAGGAGACACUUGUGAGAAAUGUCCAUACUCAAGGACUUGGUAAAAAUCUUGAAAAUGUGGGAAUUGGUUAUGGAUCAAUGAGGAAAGAAAAAGAGUGGACAAGGACAUUGGCAUGCAAACUUUUUGAGGAAAGGCAUAAUACUAGUCAUAGCAACAGUGAAGGAAUGGACAUGUUAUGGGAAACAUAUGAAAUGGACACAAAAAAGAACAAGGCAAAAAGGGAUAACAAUGUAAAGAAGAUGAAAAAGAAAGGAGAGUUGAAGCGCUAUGAAAAAGAAUAUGAUGAGGAUGAACAAGAGAUGGAUGAUCAGCAGCUAUGUUGUUUACAGGCCUUAAAGUUUUCAGCUGGAAAGAUGAAUUUGGGCAUGGGGAGGCCUAAUCUUGUCAAGAUUUCAAAGGCAUUUAGAGGUUUUGGAUGGCUAGGCAAGAAUAACAAGAAGGUGCAUUGUGGUGAUGGCUUCUAGUGAAAUUGGCUUUCUAUGAAUUGAGUCAGCUACAACAACACUAGUUACGUAUUUUGAGGAUUCAUCGUAAAUUGGCUAGUUUUAUGUCAAUUAGGUCCUAGCAACCCUCCCCCCUCCCCAAACCAACAAUCUCCUAUGAAAAUGUUGCUUAUCAUGCAAAGAUGCAAGUAGUUUUUUUAUUGUAAAUGUAAAAUGCAAUGUUGCUCGAACUCUUUAAAAAAUGUCAAUGGAUGCAUGUCGAAUUCUCCAAAGUAGUGUAUUUUUUAAAGAUCCAACAUUGGUGCGGCUAUGUUUUUGGAAAAGCGGAGCAACACAGGUGAAAUGCAAGGCAGUUCUAAAUCUGACAGUUGUGAGGCGGAUUAGAAGUUAAAAGGCAGCACGAAAGCUCUAAUCAAUUUGGGCUAACUUGGGUUUGAACAACAAAAAGAUGAGUCAUUCAAUACUUCUAGAUAAGAUAUGACGGAUUGAAUAUCAUAUAAGAUAGGUAAAUGAUAAGAGCCAUCAUCUAUGAACAAGAAAAUGCUGUCUGGCCUUCUACACAAAUGAUGUCUGGCCCCAACAUAUCUUUCAAGUCACCACCAUAACAGCGCUUUUCUCGAACCAAAUCUGUGGGUAAAGAGCGUUUUACCCUCAUUGUGAGUUUACCAAACACUAAUAUAAAUUAGUCGGACCAGUGAGGCAACCAACGGUCAAAGAAAAAUGCUUUUAUCCGAUUCUUUUGAGGAAAGCUUGACAUAUGAAGUCUGACUAGAAGUAGAAAACAAAAAUAAGGGACCAAUGUUUACAUUCACAAAAGCAAUCACAACUCAAGUUUAUGUGAAAAAGGAACAUGUAAAGAUGGACAACCUAAAACAAAUAUCCUCUAUUGCCAGCUGAUAAUG
Messenger RNA from Lycium barbarum (goji berry), 2516 nucleotides. RefSeq lists its product as uncharacterized. The record is from RefSeq and is a predicted model, not a curated record. Bases 607 to 1635 code for a protein of 342 amino acids. The transcript has a single exon. NCBI's taxonomy places the organism in Eukaryota, Viridiplantae, Streptophyta, Magnoliopsida, Solanales, Solanaceae.